AUGAAGCUCAUAGUUGUACAAUUCUUUAUGAUCACUCUUCUUCUCACAUCUUCACUUUUUGUAUUUUCAAACGCUGAUUCGGCAGCAUGCGGUGGAAAGUGUAAUGUGAGAUGUGCCAAGGCAGAUAGAACACAUGGAGAGUGCCUCAAAGACUGCAAUAUAUGUUGCGAGAAGUGUAACUGUGUUCCAUCAGGCACCUUUGGAAACAAAGAUGAGUGUCCUUGCUACCGUGAUAUGACUAACUCUAAAGGUGGAUCCAAGUGUCCUUAA
Messenger RNA from Capsella rubella, 270 nucleotides. RefSeq names its product gibberellin-regulated protein 8. The coding region runs from base 1 to 270 and encodes 89 amino acids. The transcript is spliced from 2 exons. Lineage: Eukaryota; Viridiplantae; Streptophyta; Magnoliopsida; Brassicales; Brassicaceae. The record is from RefSeq and is a predicted model, not a curated record.